Myotis lucifugus (little brown bat) is the source of this 656-nucleotide messenger RNA. It is a transcript of the gene PPP1R14B, whose product is annotated as protein phosphatase 1 regulatory inhibitor subunit 14B. The transcript is spliced from 6 exons. Bases 1 to 453 code for a protein of 150 amino acids. NCBI's taxonomy places the organism in Eukaryota, Metazoa, Chordata, Mammalia, Chiroptera, Vespertilionidae. Gene Ontology annotation, biological process: regulation of phosphorylation; innate immune response. The record is from RefSeq and is a predicted model, not a curated record. Gene Ontology annotation, cellular component: cytoplasm. Gene Ontology annotation, molecular function: protein serine/threonine phosphatase inhibitor activity.
AUGGAGUGUGCUGGGGAAUUUGGACUUGGAGGGCUUCUGGGCAUCCAGAGAGGUGUCUGCGAGGGGUGGACACAGAAACACUGCCUCUCGGACCUCGAAACUCUGCUGGAAACCGUGGAGAGUGAGCCUGCCAUCGGCGGGAGCAUCCCAGAGGAGCUGCACAAUCCUAUUGGGGGGAAAUCUUUAACAGGUGUUUGGGGCAGGGCCUCAGCCAGCAAGCCCCCCUCUUACCCUCUCCCCCAACUCAGGCCUUUGUCCCCCCCCCAGGAAGAGGAGAUCCCCGAGCUGGAGAUUGAUGUGGAUGAACUCCUGGACAUGGAGAGUGAUGAUACCCGGGCUGCCAGGGUCAAGGAGCUGCUGGUUGACUGUUACAAACCCACUGAGGCCUUCAUCUCUGGCCUGCUGGACAAGAUCCGGGGCAUGCAGAAGCUGAGCACACCCCAGAAGAAGUAAGGGUCCUCAACCCAGGUGAACGGUGGCUCCCACAGGACAAUCGCUGCCCCCUGACCUCGUAGCAACAGCAAUACCAAGGGGCCCUGCGGCCAGGCCUGGUGCCAUGAGCAGGGCUCCCUGUGCCCCUCACUUAGGGGCCUCUUCCCUGCCCCUUGUUUUCCAUUUUGGGGUUUUUUUAUUAUUAUUAAACUGAUGGGACUUUU